CAUCAAGUUAUUUUAGUAGUUUGUUUUGAAGAAGCGUCAACUUCUAGCGAGGCACCAAAAACCUCAAAGGAAAUCAUCGGAUCUCCUACCAAAUAGUAGUUUAAUUUUAUUAAAUUUCUCGAAAUGAAAAAGCAAAAAUAUUAUGAUUCUUGUUGUGAAAAAGAAGAAUAAUAAUUAAUGACCUUAACCUAUUAUCAAAGAUUUUGAAAGAUACCUAACCUAGCAAUUUUCGAAGUCACGUUGUAAAAGUUAUAUGCAAAGAUUUUAACUGUAAUCAGUGACUGUCUCUGCUAUAAUCUUUGGUUGUAUGGUUUCUUUUCAACUUUAAUUCAGUAAAUUUUAAUCAAAAUCAUGAAUGAACAUAGUCAUAGGCCCGGGGCCUUAAAACAAAGUAAUAAAGCUCAUAAAUCCAACAAAUCCAACGCUUCACGAUCCUUAGGUAAAAAAGCCAAAUCUCUAGUAUCAUCAAAAGUGAAAAGAGAAUUGGGCAAAAUUCAACGUCGUAAUCAGGCUUCUCAGAUCAGAAGAAAUAAACGAGAGGAAGUUUUAGAUAAAAAACGAAAGAUUGGAGGAUUGGAAACCAAUCCCUUCUUAGUUUAUAUCUUACCGUUAAAUCGAGAUAUGGAUCCUGGGACAGUAAUGAAUUUGUUGAUGCAAUGCGAUCCUGAUGCCAUUAUUAAUAGAAGUCCACAAGGUGUAAUCCACAUGUAUAUCCCGAGAUUUAAACAAAGAUAUUCGUUUAUUGUUCCGUCAGUAACAGAUGGUCAUGAAUGGGGAAUAUUAGAUGGUCUGAAAGUUUGUGACACUGUUAUAUUGUUAGCAUCAGCAGCCACAAAUGAAGUAGUUGAUGAUUGGGGUAGAACUAUUUUAACAGCUGCACUUGCUCAGGGUUUAGCCUCUCCAAUCAUAGCCCUUACAGAUAUGGAAAGUAUAACUCCUAAACAUAGGCAAAGUAGUAAGAAAAAAAUAGAGACAAGCCUUUUAAGGUGGUUUUCUAAUGAAAAGUUAUUUAAUCUUGAGAAAGAGUUUGAAGCAGUUAAUUUAUUAAGAAAAAUAGGUCAACAAAAAAGAAGAUCCAUACAUUAUAGAGACAGAAGACCCUAUUUGUAUGCAGAAGAUGUAGAAUUUGUUGCAAAUAAGGAAGGUGCAUUGGGUACAUUGAAAGUGACUGGUUUUUUGAGAGGAACUUCUCUAUCUGUGAAUAGUCUUGUGCAUCUCCCUGGUUUAGGUGAUUUUCAAAUGCUUGAAAUUGACAGUGUACCUGAUCCAUACAAAGUUUUCCGCUGUGAAGAAAAAAGAGUUCUCACUGUUCUGGAGAGGUGCGAUCCUUCAAAACAAGAAUCUCUAGAGUCUGAAAUUAUACCUGAACCUAUGGAUGCAGAGCAGACUUGGCCUACAGAAGAAGAAAUUAGGAUGGCAGAAGAAGAACAAAAAAUCAACAAGGAGAAAAAACUCAAUGGUCCUAGAGGCUGGUCAGAUUAUCAGCGAGCAUGGAUAUGCGGCAACGGUACAGAUCUUGAGUCUUCAGAUUCUGAAGGGGAAUCAGACGGUGCACAAGAUGAUAUGGAUAUUUAUCCUUAUGAAAAUGCAGAAGAAUCUGAAAAUGGGGAAGAAUAUGAAAUAAUGACGCAAUCUGAACUACCUGUAAAUACUGAAAAAUAUGAUCAAGAAAUGGAUAUGGAAGCUGAGAAGAAGGCUUUGGAAAUGUUGAAACUUGCUAAGGAUGAUGCAUUAUUUCCAGAUGAAAUAGAUACUCCUAUGGACCAGGCAGCCAGAGACAGAUUCCAAAAGUAUAGAGGCUUGGAAAGCUUUAGAACUUCCCCUUGGGAUCCCAAUGAAAAUUUACCAAGUGAUUAUGAAAGGAUUUUUUCAGUUCAAAAUUUCCAAAGAUUUAAGAAACAAAUCUUGAAGGAAGCGGAAGAAAUAGAAGGUGUUCUACCUGGGUGGUAUAUAACUGUUCACAUAAAGGAUGUAUCUGAACUUACUUGGAAUGCUUUCAAGGAAACCGGAUUCCCUUUGAUAUUAAUUGGGAUGUUUCCUCACGAACAUAAAAUGACUGUUCUCAACACAGUAUUGAAGAGAACAAAUGAAUAUGCAUUACCAAUUAAGUCAAAAUCCAAAUUAAUCUUCCAGUGUGGUUAUAGGAGGUUCACAGUGUGUCCCAUUUUCAAUGAACAUGUAGAGCAAACAAAUAAAAAGUUCAAUAGAUUCUUCCAGCCUGACUCAGUAGCAGUAGCAACAUUUUAUGCACCUCUUCAGUUCACACCUGCCCCAGUUCUUUGUUAUAAAGAAAUUAAUAACAAACCUGUUCUGGUUGCCACAGGAAGUUUAUUGUCAUGUAAUCCCAAUAGGAUAAUUUUGAAGAGGGUAGCACUAUCAGGUAGUCCAUUGAAAAUACACAAAAGAUCAGCUGUUGUGAGAUUCAUGUUCUUCAACAGGGAAGACAUAAUAUACUUCAAAAAGGUUAAACUAAGAACUAAAUUGGGAAAACAUGGUCACAUCAAAGAACCUUUAGGUACCCAUGGUCAUAUGAAAUGCAUAUUCAAUGGACAGCUCAAUUCACAAGACGUAGUGUUUAUGUAUCUGUACAAGAGGGUUUAUCCAAAGUGGAAUUAUGAAGAUCUUAUUGUCAAUUGUUUGGAUUCCUCUAGCAUGGAGGUUUAGAUAAGGAAUUAUUAUAUUUUGUAAGAUAUUGUUAAUAAAACCUGUAAAUAUAA
Coccinella septempunctata (seven-spotted ladybird) is the source of this 2717-nucleotide messenger RNA. RefSeq names its product pre-rRNA-processing protein TSR1 homolog (gene Tsr1). Gene Ontology annotation, biological process: maturation of SSU-rRNA from tricistronic rRNA transcript (SSU-rRNA, 5.8S rRNA, LSU-rRNA); endonucleolytic cleavage of tricistronic rRNA transcript (SSU-rRNA, 5.8S rRNA, LSU-rRNA); ribosome biogenesis. NCBI's taxonomy places the organism in Eukaryota, Metazoa, Arthropoda, Insecta, Coleoptera, Coccinellidae. Gene Ontology annotation, molecular function: GTPase activity; GTP binding; U3 snoRNA binding. Bases 352 to 2664 code for a protein of 770 amino acids. Gene Ontology annotation, cellular component: preribosome, small subunit precursor; nucleus. The transcript has 11 exons. The record is from RefSeq and is a predicted model, not a curated record.